Molecule: messenger RNA, 719 nt
Organism: Panicum virgatum (switchgrass)
Lineage: Eukaryota; Viridiplantae; Streptophyta; Magnoliopsida; Poales; Poaceae
Exons: 7
Coding region: 59-694 (211 amino acids)
Source: RefSeq, a predicted model, not a curated record
UCCUCUCUUUCGCCAAGAUCUGGCGGAUGACAAACUCCGCCGCCGGAGAAGUAGAACCAUGAAUCCUUCUUCGGAGGACAAUUCAACCAUCGAGAGGGACUCAAAGAAGGUUCCUGUUGUAGGAUUAUACCACCACAACAUCGGGAAUGAUUUGUGCCAGAACACUUCAAUACUUCUUGUGCCUGAAACCAAUGAACAGGAUUCUGAAAUGUUGAUUGAACCUUGUGAAACUGUUGAAAAAUCAAUGAACAAGAUUGAUAAUCGAAUUGAGAAUGCUGUCAAAGAAUUGAGAAAGAAAAUGAAGGAUAAUGAAAGUUCCAGGAAUGAAAUGAUUGCUGAGAAGAAUGAAGAUGUUAUGAAAAUGAUUGCUUCAACAUCAGAAACUCAAAUAGCUGAGCAGAUCAGUGAUCAAAUUGAUGUUGGCUCUGUUCUUAGGUUCUAUGGUCAGAACGAAACAGAGGAUGGAGUCGGUGAAGAGGGUUCAGGAAAAAUGAAACCAUUUUUUGAUGAAGAGUUGAUUGAUUCAGAGGAAGAUGUCAACUAUUCAGAUGAAAAAGGAGAGGAUGCACUUGCUGAAGAUGAAGAAUAUUAUUUCCCAAAUCCUGAUGAAGCUGAAGGAUCAAACAAGCCUGCAAUUGGAAUGAGUUUUGAUACACUCAAUGAAGCACACAGAUUUGUAAACAUAUAUGGGUAACUCAAUGGAUUUGCAGUUUUUAGGG